GCUUGUGACCGUAAUUCUACUUCGUCGCGCGUGCUAGUUAUUUUAAAGUGGAGCGCGGGAAGCGCAGAUCUUGAAACAGAAUUCCGUCACGGUCUUCUAAAAGUGUUUUGAAAUUCUGACCCACUUUAUCCUUUUUCUGUUACUCCUGCAGUUGGGGUUUCGCUUGUCUGUAAAAUGGACGAGACCGUUAGUGGAUUUAAGACUCCGUGCAAAGUGAUGAAGCGCCCAUCUUCAUGUGUCAGUACUCCGUCUCCAUCAUUCAUGAUUCCAGCUUCACCUCUAAUGAAGAAAUUUGGGUAUGGCACAGGGGUCAGUGUGUACCUUAUGAAAAGAUCUCCAAAAGGCUCUUCACAUUCCCCUUGGGCUGUAAAGAAGAUUAAUAAGGGUUGUGACAAGUUUAGUAAAAACAUUUAUGAGAAAAGGCUGAAUGAUGAAGCAAACAUUUUGAAAAAUUUACAACAUCCCAAUAUUGUAGGUUAUCGUGCUUUUACCAAAUCAAAGGAUGGUAAUAUGUGCUUGGCAAUGGAAUUUGGUGGUGACAAGUCACUCAAUGACAUUAUAGAGGAGAAGAAUGAGAGAGGAGAAUGUCCAUUUCCAGCUUCCACAAUCUUAAAGGUUGCUCUACAUAUGGCAAGAGGCUUAAAGUACUUGCACAAUGAAAAGAAGCUGCUACAUGGUGAUAUUAAGUCAUCCAAUGUUGUUAUUAAAGGUGACUUUGAAUCCAUCAAAAUCUGUGACGUCGGUGUGUCUUUGCCUUUGGAUGAAAACAUGAUCAUGAGUGAUUCCACAGCCAAUUAUAUUGGAACUGAGCCAUGGAAACCAAAAGAAGCCUUAGAGGAUAACGGGGUCAUUACUGACAAGUCUGAUAUAUAUGCUUACGGUCUCACACUCUGGGAGAUGAUGACUUUGUCAAUACCACAUAUAAAUUUGCCACCAGAAAAUGAUGAUGAUGUAGAUUCCUUUGAUGAACAUGAUUUUGAUGAGGAUGCAUAUUAUGAAGCAUUGGGGACAAGACCUCCACUUAAUAUUGAAGAACUUGAUGAAUCCUAUCAAUUGGUUAUCGAAUUAUUUACCAUUUGCACAAGUGAAAACCCUAAGGAGAGGCCUUCUGCAAGCCAAAUUCUUGAGAUCCUGGAGGCGGAAGUUAAAAAUUAAGCAUUUCUUACACUCAAAAAAAAGAAAAAGGAAAAAAAAGCUAGUUAUUUGAAACCUUUAAUUUUCGCUACGGUGUUUUGGACAAUAGUUACAUUUAGAACACUGAAGUGCUGUAGUGAGUAAGAUGUUGCUGUGAUAGUUUAAAGCAACAAGUUGCAAUUUUAUCUUUAAUUGUUUUAAGAAAAUGUUAGAAACUGCAUCUAGAAAUUAGAAAUCCCUGUGCAUUCUUUGUAAAAUGACUUACAUUUGGUGAAAAAUGUCAAUGUUUGUUAUAUAUAUUCAGUUUAUGCACUUUCAUGUGUAGCUUCUAACACUACUUUUCUACAAUGUAGCAGAUAGGGAGCUAUUCACGUCUGCAGUUGUCCUGUGUUUUUUCCAUGUUUUAUUCAUGUUUAGUUCGUUAUUAAACCUUUUUAUAUAUAAAAAGAGGACUCAGUGAAAUUGCUUACACAAUAAAGGUAAAUUACAUGUUCUA
This is a messenger RNA of Bombina bombina (fire-bellied toad), 1630 nucleotides long. RefSeq names its product PDZ binding kinase (gene PBK). NCBI's taxonomy places the organism in Eukaryota, Metazoa, Chordata, Amphibia, Anura, Bombinatoridae. Gene Ontology annotation, biological process: protein phosphorylation. The record is from RefSeq and is a predicted model, not a curated record. The transcript has 7 exons. The coding region runs from base 175 to 1155 and encodes 326 amino acids. Gene Ontology annotation, molecular function: ATP binding; protein serine/threonine kinase activity.